AUGCCUAUGAUCAAAUUGCAAAGUUCGGAUGGCGAAGUGUUCCAAGUAGAUUUCGAGAUCGCCAAAGCAUCGGUGACCAUUAAAACUAUGGUCGAGGACUUGGGCUUAGAAGAGGAAGACGAAGAAAACGUGCCAUUGCCGAACGUAAACCCUGGAAUAUUGAAGAAAGUCAUUCAAUGGGCAACCUACCACAAGGACGACCCACCAGCAGCCGAGGAUGACGAGGGACGCGAGAAGCGUACAGACGACAUAUCCAGCUGGGAUGCAGAUUUCCUGAAAGUCGAUCAGGGUACACUAUUUGAACUCAUAUUGGCUGCCAACUAUUUGGACAUCAAAGGCUUGUUGGACGUUACGUGUAAGACGGUUGCUAAUAUGAUCAAAGGAAAAACUCCCGAGGAAAUAAGGAAAACAUUCAACAUUAAAAACGAUUUCUCAGCUGCCGAAGAGGAUCAAGUUCGUAAAGAGAAUGAAUGGUGUGAAGAAAAGUAA
Messenger RNA from Macrosiphum euphorbiae (potato aphid), 489 nucleotides. Lineage: Eukaryota; Metazoa; Arthropoda; Insecta; Hemiptera; Aphididae. The record is from the annotation of a GenBank genome assembly.